Messenger RNA from Monoraphidium neglectum, 933 nucleotides. RefSeq lists its product as hypothetical. Gene Ontology annotation, molecular function: nitrite reductase [NAD(P)H] activity; 2 iron, 2 sulfur cluster binding. The transcript is spliced from 6 exons. The coding region runs from base 1 to 933 and encodes 310 amino acids. NCBI's taxonomy places the organism in Eukaryota, Viridiplantae, Chlorophyta, Chlorophyceae, Sphaeropleales, Selenastraceae. The record is from RefSeq and is a predicted model, not a curated record.
AUGGCUCUCGCUCAGCAGCAGCAGCGCGUGGCGGGCAGCAGGCAGGGGCAGAGGCAGGCCUUCAGCGCCCGCGCUCCAGGCAGCGCCCUGCGUGCUGUGAAGCCCGCUGGCAUGGGCCGCAGCCUGCGUCUGGAGCGCGCUUGCCUGGUCCGUGCCACCGCUGAGGAGCAAGAGGUCAAGCAGGUUGUCGUGAACCAGGCCUCGGCCCCAGCAGACGCAGAGGACAACUGGAUCCCUGUCUGCCGCCCUGAGGACCUCCCCAAGGGCGUGCGCAAGGAGUUUGACGUGAACGGCCUGUCGGUGCUGGUGUUUUGGUACCGCAAUGCACUGUACGCCAUCGAGAGCCGCUCCCCCGCUGAGGGCGCGUACGCCGAGGGCUUCAUCAAGGCCAAGUUCACGCAGGACUACGCCAUUGAGUGCCCCUCCACCGGAAGCCUGUUCAGCCUGAAGGACGGCUCCAUCGUCAGUUGGUACCCCAACAACCCCGUGCUGCGCGCGCUGACGCCCACCAACACCUGCCGGCGGCUGGAGAUCUACCCCCUCAAGAUCUCGCAGGACGCGGUCUACGUGGACACCAGCAACGCGCGGCUCGGGACGCGCGCGCAGUCGGGCCGCGGCGGCGCGGGCACCUCCCUGGAGGACAACAAUGUGUUCAGCGUGCAGCCCACAGUGUACUUUGAGGGCCAGGACCCCACUGUGGAGGCAGCCAGCGUCUACUCAACGGGGCCGGCCGCUAAGCUGGACCCCGCCACCGUGACUGUCGGCAUCCUGGCAGUUGGCAUCGUGGGCGUCGCGGGCACAGCCACAGCGCUCUACUACGAGAGCGUGGCCGCCCUGGCUGGGUUCUGGGUCGUCCUGGGCGGCCUGGCGGCGGUGGUUGGCUUCAACUACGUCAACAGCACUGUCAAGGACGACGGCUCCCCGCGGCAGUGA